CGACUGUUCUACGCAUGUGCAGGCAGGAGCCUUGUGGAGUAUGAAAAGAGAGGUAAACAGCUAACAGCUAACGUGUUUAAACGAAUCAGAAAUGGAUACACAGAAAGAUCUACAGCCGCCCAAGCAGCAGCCUAUGAUCUACAUAUGUGGAGAAUGUCACACCGAGAACGAAAUCAAAGCCCGCGAUCCGAUCAGAUGCAGAGAGUGUGGCUACAGGAUCAUGUACAAGAAGAGAACAAAGAGAUUGGUUGUAUUCGAUGCCCGAUGAAGAAGAGGAGAGGAGCAGUUUUGACUCUGUUUACUGUUUGUAGUGUGGGAUCAUGUAAAUAAAUAGACCUGGCUUCAGAUUUGUGAACUACUCAUUUUAUUCUCGGUCUAAACAAUACAUUUGCUUGUCAAAAAUGUAUGAAAGUUUGUUUUGGUUUAUUAAAUAAUAACUAUUUUAACUGGUUGUGACUGUUUUUUCCCAGUUUUUCUAACUGAUGAGCUGAUUUAAUUAGUAGCAUCUCCAUGACGACAGGAAAAUUUGUGUUUCAGCUCUUGUAGACUUUUCUAUAUUCAUGUAGUCACGUGUAAUUGGUUUGUUGCUAUGAGAUGUUUGCAGCUUUUCGACCCCUGAAAUAGACUCUGCCUUUCAGAAUAACAAAAUGCAGCAGGGGAAGUAACCUGAUUUUGUGUAAUGCAAACUGUUUUUUUGGCCUUUUUCAUAGUAAUAAAGAUUAAAUGAGA
Messenger RNA from Pundamilia nyererei, 729 nucleotides. It is a transcript of the gene polr2k, whose product is annotated as RNA polymerase II, I and III subunit K. The record is from RefSeq and is a predicted model, not a curated record. NCBI's taxonomy places the organism in Eukaryota, Metazoa, Chordata, Actinopteri, Cichliformes, Cichlidae. Gene Ontology annotation, molecular function: zinc ion binding; DNA binding. The transcript is spliced from 4 exons. Bases 92 to 268 code for a protein of 58 amino acids. Gene Ontology annotation, biological process: DNA-templated transcription. Gene Ontology annotation, cellular component: RNA polymerase III complex; RNA polymerase I complex; RNA polymerase II, core complex.